ACGACCGAACGUCGCCCCGUACAUCUUGUCCGCGCGUUCGUGUCUCCAUGUGAUCCGCGGCUCGAUCGAACCUCCGACAAGCGAGACCCGCCGCUGGAAUCGGCGAGAAGAUUCGCCUUUCCGCAAUUUCACCGAAACCGAGGAAUCGGGAUAAUCGAUAAUACGAGAUAAACAAUUGUAACCAGAAAUACGACCGAUUCGAUCAUUGGCGAAAACCGCAACGGGCACCCAGAAUUAACCCGGAAGGGUUGACGUUUCUUGCAAAGAUAUAGUAAACGAUCCUGCAAUUACGGUUCGUUUUAAUUUUUUGUUUAUUUUUGCUUUUUGCGCAGGAAAAUCUUACGGCUUCGAUCCAUGUACGAAAAUUUGACAGUGUGGAUCGAGAGGAUGACGAUCGGAUCCGGAUUAUGAUCGAACGCGUCGCUUGUAGUUUUGCCGGUUAAAACGACGUCGGUGGUGUCGCGGUUAAUAGUCAUUGUACAACGUUGUAAAUUGUGUGCGUGUUGAGAAAUGUAACGGAUGUAAUCGAAGAUACGGAGAUGUUACGAUAUGGGUUUUUAUACGUGCGCGCAUGAUAUGGAAGAUGAGGAUUCUUUUUCUAACGUGUACAUACGUAAUAGUGUAAUUAUAAUAUCAAAACUCGAGAUCGCAGUUUGUCCCUGCUAUUCAUUGUUGUACACAACGUUGGCAAAUAUUUAUACAGUCGUGAGAAAAGAUGAAGCAGUGAAAAAGUGAAUCACAGUGAAGAUACACAGAUUUUUGGAUCAAGUGCGGAAAAAUUCUCGGUGUGAUUUUUUGCGUAUUUUAUAUUAUAAUUAUAAUGAGAAGUACGAGACUUGGUUAUAAAAUUAUCGACAAGUAAUCGCACGAAUAGUGAAGUGUGUAACAAUUCGAAAGUUCGCUGUCAAUUUGCAGCGUGUGUCGUUUCGGAGUGCUGGAUAUAUCUUUUUGGUCCUUGUGUAAAUGUUAUAAAUAAGAUUGUGCUGAAGAAAGUGGGAGUGAAGGACGCGUGUAAUUGAGAACGAAAUCGAUUAAUGAAGUAAUUUUAAUAUUAUAAUGUGAGAGAUGCGUCGUGGCGAAGUCGCGGUAAUCGCGAUAGCCCUUUUGGUUCUCGGGCAAGUCCCGGGUCCUCGUCAAGUCAGGGUGGUGGGUGCCGUUGUCGUUGGCGCGGCUGUUUGCGGCCGGAUACCAGGCCUGGCCAAGGGUCAACGAGACCAGUGUAGAGCCGCACCACACGCCAUGCCAGCUGUCGGGGAAGGCGCCGCUCUGGGGCUGCGCGAAUGUCGGCACCAGUUCAGACACCACCGUUGGAACUGUUCCCACGUGGCCAGCGACCAGGUCUUCGGGCACGUCGUCGUUGUCGGAAGCAGAGAGGCUGCGUUCACCUACGCCAUCAGCUCGGCUGGUGUUACGUACACUGUCACAGCUGCGUGCAGUAGAGGCAACAUUACGGCUUGCGGUUGUGAAUCGGCUGUAAGAACCAGCAAAGAACUAGUUCCUAGCGGCUGGCAAUGGGGCGGCUGCAGCGCUGACGUUACGUACGGCAUGAGGUUCGCGCGUAGGUUUCUCGACGCGAGGGAGAUCGAGGGAGACGCUCGAAGUCUGAUGAAUCUUCACAACAACAAGGCAGGACGAAAGAUGGUGAAGGCCCUUCUACAAACGGAAUGCAAGUGCCACGGUAUUUCCGGUUCCUGCACGGUAAGAACAUGCUGGCGAAAGCUGCCCAGCUUCCGGCAAAUCGGCGACGCCCUGAUGAAAAAAUAUCACCGUGCACGUCCAGUACUGGCGAUUACGCCAGUUCUGCCACCAACCGUACAGAGCUUCGCCGGCGAUUCCCCGCCGUCGGAUACGACGCCGAUUUUGGGCAACGACGCGAAAACGCAAGGCAAAACCGCGAACGAUCCGGCAAAAUCGCGGCGCGAACGUAGGCCAAGGAAAAAAGGCAACAAACCACGAAGGCCGCAUUUGGUCUUGAAGAGGCCCAGACCCAGCAGCGGACCCGGCCACGGACCAAAACGGAUCCCGAAACGAAGUGAACUCGUGUUUCUCCAGCCGUCCCCCAAUUACUGCGAGCCGGACUUGGCCCACGGCAGCUUUGGCACGCAAGGCCGCACCUGCAAUCGCACUAGCCGAGAUACAGACGGAUGCGAUCUGAUGUGUUGCGGCCGGGGUUACAAUACUCACCAGUACACGAAAGUCUUCCAAUGCCGUUGCAAGUUCCACUGGUGCUGUCUCGUCAAGUGCGACACGUGUACGGAUCGGAUCGAGGAAUACACGUGCAAGUAACGCGUUACAUUAUACGCGUAAACUCACACCUAUAUACAUAUUAUGUAAUGUAAGAGAAAGUACAAUUGCGCUCGUUUUGUUUCUCAAAUCACAAUUAUGUGUAAUAUAUUAUAUAGGUACGUAUAAGCGCGACAAGAGUCGCGUUCGCAUAAUGAUUGUAACUCGUAAUUAUACAUAGAAAACACCGCCCCUUCAACCAAUUUAGACAAAUUACUUCACCGCAAUUGAUCGUUGGUUUCAGUAUCAUAUUUACCUUGUUUUAUAAUGUACAUAAGUACAAGUUGUUUCGGAAAAUUGCGGCAAGUUUUUAUUAAAUUUAUGUAAUUGAAACACGAACCAAAAACUUAUAGAUCUGUUCGAUAGACAUAUGAAUGUCAUUAGUACGUGUAUAGCUAUAGUCGUAUACGAAUACUUAUAACAGUUGUAUGAAAUUUCAUAGGUUUCUAAUCACCCAAAAUAUUUUAUGGCGUAGAAAACGAAACAAAUAAAAAACCGCGAAUUAAUUUUUUACACAGUCUCGUCGACACCGGAUCUCAGGGACUGCAACAUUUUCCGUAAUCGAUUGUACUUACGAUAAUUGACUCGAUCUGAAUGAUUAACUUUAUAAUGUAUAUUUAUAUAAGUUAUACGUUAAUAAUAAUCAGCGCAGUAAUGACUAUGUAAUUUUAAUAUAAAUGUACUUAACCUGUGACCAUAGACAACAUGACACUAGGCUGUAUAAUAUAUGAGAAUAAUAAUUUUACAGAAAAGUCCGUAAAUAAGAUUAUACCAGCGAUUAGACGUUACGUAAUGGUAGAAAUAACGAUAAUUUUAAUUGUAAUAAUGAUGAUAGUGAAAGCGUUAUAUAGAACCUAAUUCAUGUUUAAUAGCGGCGUACUACGUAAAUUAUUAUUUAUUAAAAAAAGAUACACAAAACAUAAAAAUAAAAGUAAACAGAACGCGAAUAGAUUAUACUCAAUGUACAUGCAUGCAAGUAAUUGUAAUGUAAUGUCUCCCCGUCGAUUACCACAUCAUUCGUUUUACAUAUUUAUUGUAUACACGCACACGCGCGCACACGUCUUUUAAAGUAUCGACAGACUUGC
This is a messenger RNA of Neodiprion fabricii, 3368 nucleotides long. RefSeq names its product protein Wnt-2 (gene Wnt2). Gene Ontology annotation, cellular component: extracellular region. The record is from RefSeq and is a predicted model, not a curated record. Gene Ontology annotation, biological process: positive regulation of JNK cascade; neuron differentiation; multicellular organism development. The transcript is spliced from 9 exons. Lineage: Eukaryota; Metazoa; Arthropoda; Insecta; Hymenoptera; Diprionidae. Gene Ontology annotation, molecular function: cytokine activity; frizzled binding. Bases 1066 to 2286 code for a protein of 406 amino acids.